Sphaerodactylus townsendi is the source of this 1272-nucleotide messenger RNA. RefSeq names its product translation initiation factor IF-2-like. The transcript has 2 exons. Bases 1 to 1272 code for a protein of 423 amino acids. Lineage: Eukaryota; Metazoa; Chordata; Lepidosauria; Squamata; Sphaerodactylidae. The record is from RefSeq and is a predicted model, not a curated record.
AUGAUUCUGCAUUGCCCUCCCAGCACAGGGGACAAGCAAGAGGGGCAGCCGACAGAGGCACAGAGCCCGCAGCCCCCCUCCCCCCCCCGCAGCAGGGCAAGGGACUGUCCAGACUGGAGCUCACACAUGAGGAGGGUCAGGAGGGGGACAGAGGACAGGAGUGAGAAGGCAGGCAGGCAACAGCUCAGGGCUCAGGCUCAAAGCUGUCCCCUCCAGCAUGGCAGGGAAGGGGGCUAUGCUGCUGGUGGGGGGGCCCCACAGGAGAGCACAGAGGAGGGGCCCGAAACGAAGCACACCGGACGUUUCCCCUGCGGCCGGCCCUCCCCAGCGCCAGGGCACAGCGGGACGGCGCCUCUCUCGCCUCUCCUUCCACCUGCAGGGUGGGCCAGCAGAGCGGCGGCGUUCAUUCGCCUUUGGUUCGGCCCCAAACCCCGCCCAGCUGCCGGAUCCUGGCAGCACCAGACUCCCGAAGGGGCCGGGAGGGGGGAAGGGGGCUUCUGGGCCUCCCGGCUGGCCGGCCCGGGGCUGCUCCCGGCUCACACGUGGGGCGCGGCGGGGCCUGCCGGAUCCAAGCAGCCGCCGCAGAUGCUGAACGUGGCUCGGAGGAAGCAAAGACGUUUCCCUUCCUCUUGCCUGGAAGACACAGCAGAGGAGGCCCAGCCGGCCCAGCCACGCCGCCGCCUCCCCAAGGCCCGCCCGGAGCCGCUGCGGCAGCCUGCCCGUGCCUGGGCAGUUGGGGCUUCAGCCCAGGAAGGCUGGCGGAAUCCCCCCUUCUCAGGCCGGGGGAGCCCUCGAGGGAGGGAGGGAGGGAGCAGCGCCUUCCGUGGGGCCCAGGACCGACGUUCCCCUUCAGCCCCCUCCCCCCGCCACAGGCCCUGGAGCGGGCGGGCGGGCGCGGGAAGUAGCUGCGGGUGCCGCUUCCCUUCUUUGCCAGCCCCCCCCCCCAUGGCUCAUGCCAAGAAGGAGCCCCCCCAUCCUCUGGCUGCAGGAGGCAAUCCUCCGGGGGCCGGCGGAGCAGCGGUGCCCAGGAUUCCGGCUCCAGUCCUGGCACGCGAGGCGGCAGGAGGGGGGCCCACGGGCUGCUCACCCUGGGCGGGCGGCGGGGCUUGUGGCCAGGCCCAGACCUCCGCCCAGAGCUCGCCUGGUCCUCGGGAGGGGCUGGCCUGCCAUGCAGAAGCGGAGCACAGUCGGGGCUACCCCUGCGCUACCGGGCCGGCCGUCGCAGGAGCCCCGCUGCAAGCCUGGGGGCAAAACUACCCGAAGACGGCUUGA